CGCCUGGGUUCCCUGGGCGCUGGCAGGGGGGGCAGGGAGCCAGGACGCCUGGGUUCCCAGGAGCUGGCAGGGCGUUCCCCCCACUCGCCCCGAGGGAAGCAGACUCAGAAAAGAGCCCUGGUGACUCAUCGCUUUGCCUGGGGCGGUUUCGAUUUCCCCAGGAGGGAGGCCCCGGCCCCGACAUGACAAGUGACCGGCCCUCAGCACGCCCUGGCGCCGCCCCAAGGAGCUCACACAGCGCCAGGCAGCUGCUAAGGAGACACCUACCAGCCGGGAGACGAGCUAUCUGCACACAACAGAGGGGAAACUGAGGCACACACCCAGGGAAAGGCUUAACUGUAGUCACUUGCCAUGCUGGCCCCCCAGGAUUUCCAAACCUUCGUCUUCUUCGACCUGGAGACCACCGGCCUGCCCCCGGACCGCCCCCGCAUCACCGAGCUGUGUCUCUUCGCCCUGCACCGCCGCUCCCUCCUGCAGCGCCCCCUGCAGGACGACGACACCGGCGCCCCCCAGCUGCCCCGCAUCCUGGACCAGCUGACCCUGUGCAUCGACCCCCAACAGCCCGUCACCCCGGCAGCCGCCCGCAUCACGGGGCUGAGCCGGCAGGGCCUGGAGGAGAACGGCAAGCAGGGCCUGGACCAGGCUGUGGCUCAGGCCCUGGGGGGGUUCCUAGCCCGCCAAGCCCCCCCGCUCUGCCUGGUGGCCCACAACGGCUUUAGCUACGACUUCCCCCUGCUGCGGACGGAGCUGGGGCGCGUGGGGGCCAAGCUGCCCCCCGCCACCGGCUGCCUGGACACCCUGCAGGCCAUGAAGGAGCUGGGCCUGGGGGGCGAGGGAGGGUACAGCUUGGGGGCGCUUUUCCAGGCGCUCUUCGGCAGGGACCCCGACAGGGCGCACUCGGCCGAGGGAGACGUCCGCACCCUCGUCGCCAUCUUCCUCGCCAGGGCGCCACAGCUGAUGGGCUGGGCAGCGGGGAAUGCCCGGGACUGGGGGGACGUGAGCCCCAUGUACCUCCCCACCACGCAGUGAGCGCCAAGAACCCAGGCAUCCUGGGCUCUGGGAGGGGAGUGGGGUCGGAGCCAGGAUGCAGCCCUGGCUCUCGGAAGGGAGUGGGGUCUGGUGGUUAGAGCAGGGAGGGCUGGGAACCAGGACACCUGGGUUCUCUCCCCAGCUUGGGGAGGGGAAUGGGGUCUG
This is a messenger RNA of Chelonia mydas (Green sea turtle), 1194 nucleotides long. RefSeq names its product three prime repair exonuclease 2 (gene TREX2). The record is from RefSeq and is a predicted model, not a curated record. The coding region runs from base 352 to 1029 and encodes 225 amino acids. Gene Ontology annotation, biological process: DNA catabolic process. The transcript is spliced from 2 exons. NCBI's taxonomy places the organism in Eukaryota, Metazoa, Chordata, Testudines, Cheloniidae. Gene Ontology annotation, molecular function: nucleic acid binding; 3'-5'-DNA exonuclease activity. Gene Ontology annotation, cellular component: cytoplasm.